AGCAAGCAUAAAUCCGUGUCGAAGACGUCGGUGACAAAGAUUCCCUCAUUGUCCCGAGUUGGUCAACCGUCAAGCAUCAUUAUCGAGGUUGCCGGGCACGAUCAACUAGAGAUCAUCAUUACUGAUAAUAAAAAGAACCAAAUUGGCACGGAAAUCAUUGAAAUUGAACCCGGAGUCAUGCAGGUGAACUUCACUCCGCAGGUGGUCGGUGACCAUGAUAUCGAGGUGAAAUACGGUGGCGUCCCAGUGACCGCUAUUCCUUUCACAUGUCGAGCCUAUGACCCGACAAAGAUCAAAGUUGGAGCCAUUCCAAAGGGUCUUCUGGACAAACCGGUUUACUUUACAGGUAAUCGAGAAGUAGUAAUGUUAUUCACAAAACAGUUCUGGUCUGGUUACCAUGUUGUAUAG
Haemonchus placei is the source of this 408-nucleotide messenger RNA. The record is from the annotation of a GenBank genome assembly. NCBI's taxonomy places the organism in Eukaryota, Metazoa, Nematoda, Chromadorea, Rhabditida, Trichostrongylidae.